GAGGAGGAGGAGGAGGAGGAGGAGGGGAGGCCAGCCGGCUGCCCCGGCCGGCUGCUUGCCCCGGCCGGCCGCGCCUGCGCCCGGCCGCGGAGUGCGGUCACGGGAAGGGGACGGGGGCGGCCCCAGUCCGGCAUGGGCCUGGCCGGAGGUGGUCCGCUGGCGUCCCCCGCAGAGCGCAGGGAGGGCCUGGGCGACGGAAGCGGCGGGCAUGUCGCUGGGCAGCGGGGAGGUGUCGGGGGCGGCGGGGAGGGGCGCGGAGGCGGUGGGGAGUGCGGCCCCUGA
Messenger RNA from Prorocentrum cordatum, 282 nucleotides. NCBI's taxonomy places the organism in Eukaryota, Dinophyceae, Prorocentrales, Prorocentraceae. The record is from the annotation of a GenBank genome assembly.